AUGCAGCCACCCGACACAGCCGACGACCACAACAGCAUUGCCGCCGCGUCCGAGGAGGCCGAGCGCCGCGUGCGCGCCAAGCUGGCUGCGCCGCAGCAGCUGCAGAAGGAAGUGGCGGAGCUGCGGCGGCGCGAGGCGGCGCUGCAGAUCCAGCUGGCAAACGCGACGCUCGAAAACGUCGAGCUGCGGCGCGAGGUGCGGCAGCUGGUACUAGACCCGGCCGUGCAGCGCGAGUUCGAGCGGCUGCGGUCCGACCUGCAGGAGAGCGGCGUCCACGUGCAGGCGCUCAAGGAGCAGCUCAACGGCGUGCAGUACACGCAGGACUCCAAGAUGGGCCAGAAGCUCGUGGGCAAGUGCCAGCAGCUCCUCAAGGAGAACCAGGAGCUCGGCCGCGAGCUGGCAGAGUCGCGGUCGGACGCCACCGCGCGGCAGCUCGCGGUGGCGCGCGGCUUUGCGGCAGACCUACAGGCGGCGCUGCACGAGAUGCGGGACGCGGCAGUGCUGCUGGAGGAGGAGCAGGAGGACCUGCUCAUGGCAGUGUUCCUGCAGAAGCGCCGCGCCGACGAUCUGGAGGCGCAGCUGAUGGCGCUGCAGGGCGGAGCGCUGUAG
Messenger RNA from Monoraphidium neglectum, 609 nucleotides. Its product is annotated as putative Pre-mRNA-splicing regulator WTAP. The record is from RefSeq and is a predicted model, not a curated record. Gene Ontology annotation, cellular component: nucleus. The transcript has 5 exons. Bases 1 to 609 code for a protein of 202 amino acids. Lineage: Eukaryota; Viridiplantae; Chlorophyta; Chlorophyceae; Sphaeropleales; Selenastraceae. Gene Ontology annotation, biological process: regulation of alternative mRNA splicing, via spliceosome.